Messenger RNA from Lotus japonicus, 621 nucleotides. RefSeq lists its product as uncharacterized. The record is from RefSeq and is a predicted model, not a curated record. The transcript has a single exon. The coding region runs from base 1 to 621 and encodes 206 amino acids. NCBI's taxonomy places the organism in Eukaryota, Viridiplantae, Streptophyta, Magnoliopsida, Fabales, Fabaceae.
AUGCUAGUAGGUAUACUCAUACUUGAAGGCGAACCUGAUCGAUGGUUGUGGGUUGCGGAUAGUGAGGGCAAGUACACGGUUAAGUCAGCUUACAGUGUGUUGCAGGGUGAAAUUCCUACAGAUGCAGAUUUUAAUUACAAUAACAUCUGGACAACGUUUGCAACUACGAGCAGUAAUACAUUUACAUGGAGGGCACUAAUGGAUCGUAUCCCAUGUAAGCUCAAUUUGAUGCGCAAGAAUGUUAUAAAUCGAAUUGAGGAGGUAACUUGUCCCCUGUGCAAUGAGGUGGAGGAGUCUACAUCCCACAUUCUAUUUUGCUGCUCAAAAACCUGGUUGGUGCGGGCAUGCUGCUAUAGAUGGUUAGGCAUAUCUACAGCCCUCCCAAGUGAAGUUAUGGCUCAUUUCUCACAACAUAGUGGCAUCCUCAGUAACAAAAAUCAGAAGCAGGGAUUGAUGACUAUCUGGACAGCAAUGGCAUGGUCCAUAUGGACAUGUAGAAACAUAGUUGUGUUUGAUGGGCAAGGUUGGGACUAUGAGAGGGUUUUUGAGCUGGCACAGUUGAAGUCUUGGAACUGGAUACAAGCCAAGUCCAAGGAAUUUACGUGCUCUUUUUAUGAAUGA